This is a messenger RNA of Mucor velutinosus, 1368 nucleotides long. RefSeq lists its product as uncharacterized. Gene Ontology annotation, cellular component: nuclear membrane; nuclear pore nuclear basket; nuclear pore central transport channel. The transcript has 4 exons. Bases 1 to 1368 code for a protein of 455 amino acids. Gene Ontology annotation, biological process: NLS-bearing protein import into nucleus; nuclear pore organization. NCBI's taxonomy places the organism in Eukaryota, Fungi, Mucoromycota, Mucoromycetes, Mucorales, Mucoraceae. The record is from RefSeq and is a predicted model, not a curated record. Gene Ontology annotation, molecular function: phospholipid binding; nucleic acid binding; structural constituent of nuclear pore.
AUGUUUGGUAAUAGCUUCAGUCAACCACAGCCUGCUGCACAACAAACAAACAGCUUAUUUGGCGGCUCAAGUAGCAACACAACAACUCCAGCAUUUGGUAGUCUCUUUGGAGGAGGAGGUGCUGCACCAACAUCUACAGCGACGAGUGCUCCUUUAACUUCCACUGCCACUGCAAAUACCACAAGCAGCUUAUUCUCAUCUACACCUUCUACAACACAACAAACACCAUCUUUAUUUGGAAGCACAGCUCCAAAGCCAACUACAUCUCUUUUUGGCGCCUCCACGAAUACUGCUUAUAACACUAAUACUAGUAAUAUUUUGAACCCUGCAUUUUCUAUGAACAGCCAACAACAGCAACAGCAGCAGCAACAGCAGCAGCAGCAGCAGACCCAAUUACUCGAUAUCAAAAACUGCUUCUCUGAUACCAAUAUCCCUCAUUUCAUUGUGAGCCAAGAUAGUAUUACGCGUUCUAGUGUACCUGCAAAUACCUUCUUUGGUAACAAAUCAAGAAAUGCUAUUUCAUCUAGUAGUCAGAACGUCAACAUGUCGAUUACAUCCUUUGCCUUGAAUGAAAGAAACACAAUCUUACCGGGCUUUUUGACAGCUUCCGAUACCUCCAACUUGUCUACAGGCGCCAAUAAUCCAAGCAAAAUCAAGCUGCUAAGCAAGAAAAGAGUACUGGAACAGGAGAACAAUGUCAAUGAUGGACGCAAUGUGAUUCCCAAAACUUCAAGUCAAGGUGUAUUUUCUCAGUCAUCGAAACUCACAGAAGGCUUCAAUUUGACCUUAAAAAAGCAGAGCGAUCGGGAUGUGUUGCCUUUGAACACACUUGGGGAUGUAAGACUGAAUGUCGCUGGCAAUGACUAUCGAACCAAACGUUUCAAUGCUGAAAAUAUGACCCAGAAGCACUAUCUUACCAACAGCAACAUUCCAGCAACUGCACCCGAAAGCAAACUGUACAACAGACGAGUCAGAGUUUUUGGAUUCAAUCCUCAGCAAGCCGAGAAGAUUAUCAACCAUUUCACCAGUUUAGGCGAUCUUGCUGAACCUUGUACAAGACAAGGAAAUUGGAUUACCUUUCAUUAUGUCAACCAUGAGUCUGCAUUAAGAGCACUCCAAGACAAUGGCAAGAAAAUUGGCGAAGAUUAUCUAGUAGGCGUGGCCUGGGAUGAAAGUGCCUGUGAAGUCGAGAAAACCCAAUUAGAUAAUCCACCCGACUUAUACAAGCGACACAGCAACACUUCCUAUAGUAUUUUCAAAGAGCCAUCUCAACCCAAACCUCAACAGCAACCAACAAUACCAAACCAACAUCCAUCGGCUGAAAAUACUCUUUGGAACAAACUAAGAGAGAAGUUCAUGGGGUGGUAG